AUGGAGUCCAAACUGAAAUCCCUCAAAGUCGCCGAGCUCAAAGAGCUCCUCGCCGGCGUCAACAUCGCCACGCCGAACCGUGCCACAAAGGCCGACCUCAUAUCCAAAAUAGUCGAGAGCCAAGCCGCGCAGGACGCGUACAUGACAAAGUACGAGCCGAACCACGCGUCGGCCGCUCCGGCUGCCAGUGUGCCUGAGCCCGCUGCUGUUGUCGACGUCGAACCCGAAGUCACCGAAGCAGAACCCGAACCCGAACCCGAACCAACGCCCGCCACAUCCACCACCUCUGCACCCACCACCGACCCCGCGCCCGCCGCCGCCGCCGCCACGCCAGCAAUAAAAGCCCCAGACGAAACAACAGAAGCGCCCGAAGAAGACGCAGAAGCAGCCCUCGCAGCGCGCAAAGCCCGCGCCGAGCGCUUCGGCAUCCCCUUCGUCGAAGACCCCGCCGCAGUGCUCGCCGACGCCAAGAACGAGCGCCACCGCGGCGGGCGCGGCGGGCGUAAGGCGCGCGGGGGAGGGAUCCUGUCGCAGCCUGAGAAGCCUGCUGCGAAGGAGGGCGGAAAAGGACGGGAGGCGAAGGGCAAGGGCGGGAUCGAGAAGGUCGAGGUGGACGGGGAGAAGCUCAAGAGCCGCGCUGAGCGGUUCGGGCUGAAGCCGGGCGAGAACAAGAGGGAUAAUAAGCGGAAGAGUCCGGCUGUUGAGGAGGUGGAUGCGGAGGAGGCUGAGAGGAGACGGAAGCGCGCUGAGCGGUUCGGCACCGGGCCGGCUGCUGCUGCUACGGCCGCGGCGUAG
Peniophora sp. CBMAI 1063 is the source of this 795-nucleotide messenger RNA. Lineage: Eukaryota; Fungi; Basidiomycota; Agaricomycetes; Russulales; Peniophoraceae. The record is from the annotation of a GenBank genome assembly.